AUGGAUGCUUCUCUGGACUGCAACGAGGUGCUUCAAAUUGACAAGAGCGAGGGCGUGAGGAUACGGCUCAAGGAGAUCUCAGACGUGGAGGCGACAGAGGGUGCUGAUUCUAACGGUAUCGAACCAACCACUGGCUUAGAGAAACAUGUGGCUGAUGCUGACGAUGAGGGUUGUACUGCCACGUCCCCCUUGGGAACCAGAGUCUGCAACGAUAGGGGGUCUGUUAGAAUCAUGGGUAAGAACGAACAGCUGAUUCACAUGCUGUUUGAAUCUUACGAGGGAAGGGCAGACUGUCUGUUCCACACAGACCCCUGCCACUAA
This is a messenger RNA of Yarrowia lipolytica CLIB122, 321 nucleotides long. RefSeq lists its product as uncharacterized. The record is from RefSeq and is a predicted model, not a curated record. NCBI's taxonomy places the organism in Eukaryota, Fungi, Ascomycota, Dipodascomycetes, Dipodascales.